AUGAGAAUUCAACAAGAAGAAAAAGAACAUUCUACAAUGCCAACACCACAGAGUGAGCUUCAAUCUCAACAUGAUGUGCUUGAAGAAAUGUCUUCAGAUGAUAGUAUGAAGAGUUUAGAAGAUUCAGAUGAUAGUUAUAUUCCUCCAAAAGGUAUACAUUUGGAACAGGAACAACAGAGAAAUAUCACCUUACGUCCUCGUCGUCAUAAUAAGUUAGAAGCUAAUUUCACAGAGUUGGAAAUACCUAACACUUAUGUAGAAGCAAUGAAUAGCCCAAAUUCUCAACAAUGGAAGAAAGCUGUGGUUGAAGAGCUUCAGUCACACGAAGAAAAUCAAACUUGGCCCGAAAAUCUUGGUUCGUCCUCAGCAAAUCUAGGUUACAAAUCAAGAUCUGGUUAA
Arctia plantaginis is the source of this 399-nucleotide messenger RNA. NCBI's taxonomy places the organism in Eukaryota, Metazoa, Arthropoda, Insecta, Lepidoptera, Erebidae. The record is from the annotation of a GenBank genome assembly.